Odocoileus virginianus texanus is the source of this 2970-nucleotide messenger RNA. The record is from RefSeq and is a predicted model, not a curated record. NCBI's taxonomy places the organism in Eukaryota, Metazoa, Chordata, Mammalia, Artiodactyla, Cervidae.
CCAGCCAGAAUUUUUACAUAUAUGCUAGAGAAAUCCAGACUUGUUUCACAGCCCCCUGGCCAGAGCAAUUUUCUCAUCUUCUACUUGCUGAUGGACGGAUUAUCUGCUGAGGAGAAGUAUGGACUGCACCUUAAUAAUUUACAUGCCCAUCGGUAUUUGCACCAGACCCUUAGAGAAGAUACAUCAACAGCAGAGCGUUCUCUGAACAGGGAGAAAUUUGCUGUUUUGAAACAAGCCCUGAGUGUAAUUGGCUUCAGUAACUUGGAGGUGGAGAACCUGUGCGUGAUUCUAGCAGCCCUGUUACACCUCGGCGACGUCGGCUUCACCGCUCUCUCCGACGCCGACUCCGCGCUGGUGUCUGACCUCCAGCUCCUGGAGCAAGUGGCUGGAAUGCUACAGGUAUCUUCGGAUGAGCUGGCCUCUGCUUUAACCACUGACAUCCAGUAUUUUAAGGGAGAGGUGCUCACACGACGGCACACCGUGGCGAUGGCCGAGUUUUACCGGGAUCUCCUGGCCAAGUCUCUGUACGGUCGUCUGUUCAGCUUUCUGGUGAACGCGGCGAACUGUUGCCUCCACGGUGACGAGGAGCCCGGCAGCUCACAGACGUGGGGCAUUGGGAUUCUGGACAUCUUCGGAUUUGAAGAAUUUCAAAAGAAUGAGUUUGAACAACUCUGUGUCAACAUGACCAACGAGAAGAUGCACCACUACAUCAAUGAAGUGCUUUUUCUACAGGAGCAAACAGAAUGUGUACAAGAGGGAGUUACCAUGGAAACAGCUUAUUCGCUUGGUAACCAGACAGGAGUUUUGGAUUUUUUUUUCCAGAAGCCUUCUGGAUUUCUCUCUUUAUUGGAUGAAGAAAGUCAAAUGAUUUGGUCAGUGGAACCAAAUCUUCCCAAAAAGCUCCACGGUCUUCUAGAAUCCUCCAACACAAAUGCGGUCUACUCCCCUGUGAAGGAUGGAAAUGGGAACCUCGCCCUCCGAGAGCAAGGGACAGCUUUCACCGUUAUGCACUACGCGGGCCGGGUAAUGUAUGAAGCUGUUGGAGCAAUUGAAAAAAAUAAAGACUCCCUUUCCCAGAAUCUUCUAUUUGUAAUGAAAACUAGUGAAAAUGUCGUGAUCAAUCAUUUGUUCCAGUCGAAACUGUCACACACAGGAGCCCUCGUAUCUUCCUCUCCUUCUUUUAAAUUCAGAGGACGUAAAUCUGCCCGGCUCAGUAGGAAAAUGACAGCGUCUUCAGUGAUGGGAGAAAACAGGAAUUAUCUAGAACUUAGUAAGUUAUUAAAAAAGAAAGGAAAUUCUACAUUUCUUCAAAGACUAGACCGAGGAGGUCCAGCCACCAUUGCGUCACAACUCAGGAAAACUCUGACGGAUAUCACUGGGAAACUUCAGAAGUGCAGUCCACACUUUAUUCACUGCAUCAAGCCCAAUAACUCAAAGCUGCCAGACACCUUUGAUAACUUCUACGUGUCCGCGCAGCUGCAGUACGUUGGGAUCCUGGAGAUGGUGAAGAGCGUCCGCCAUGGGUACGCUGUCCGCCUCUCCUUCUCCGAGUUCCUGUCCAGGUACAAGCCUUUGGCCGAGACCCUGCCCAGCAACGAGAGGACACUGCCCGCGGAGGAGAGGUGCCGGCUGGCCCUGCAGCACUGCCGGUUCCCCGGGUGGCAGAUUGGAGCUCGCAAAGUGUUCCUGAAAUACUGGCACGCCAGCCAACUGAACGAUCUGUGCCGCCAGCUGCAGGGAAAAAUUAUCACCUGCCAAAAAGUGGUCAGAGGCUUUUUAGCCCGCCAGCACGUGCAUCAGAAAAGGAGCGUCCGGCAGCAGGAGGUCACGUCCAUCAACAGCUUCCUGCAGGUCACGGAGGACCUGGGACUGAAGACCUAUGAUGCCCUGGUCGUUCAGAACGCCUCGGACAUCGCCCGCGAGAAUGACCGGCUCCGGAAUGAGAUGAACGCCGCUUUCCACAGAGAGAAGCUGGAGGCCCGGGGCAAGCAGGAGGAAGUCCCCAAAAGAGCUGAAGACAAGAGUGGACCCAGGCGCCUCCACUGUAGCUCCAUCCCAGUCCCCGCGGCAGUGGACGGCCUGGCCCAGUCCCUGGCUGGUCCGUCCUCCAGGCCUCCUUCUCUGCACUCCGUGUUCAGCCUGGAUGACGGCAGCGGCCUCCCGUCACCACGGAAACAGCCUCCGCCCAAGCCAAAGAGGGACCCCGCCACGCGGCUGAGCGCCUCCUACGAGGCUGUGAGCGCCUGCCUGUGGGCUGCAGCCAGGGACUCGGCGAAUGAAGCUCCGGCGGGCGCGCCCUGCAGCCCCCUCACCAAAACCCCGUAUUCCCCCGGGAAGACGGCCCGAGGGGAGCCCAGGAAGGCCACCACCACCGGCGCCCCCUCCCCGGCCCCCUACAGCCCCCCGAACUCCAGACCUCUGGGCAGCCCCCUGGACGAGCUGGCCAGCCUGUUCACCUCCGGCAGGAGCGUGCUCCGGAGGUCGGCGGUGGGCAGGAGGAUCCGCGAACCCCAGGGUUUUGAAACGAACAUGAACCUUACUAGCCGAGAUGAUUUUGGUACUUCAGAAAUUACAUCAGAGACCCAGGACAGAAAUGCAAAUAACCAUGGGAUUCAAUUAUCUAAUUCACUCUCCAGUGCAAUGACUGCUGAAAAUGGAAAUUCCGUCUCAAACGGUUUACCUGAAGAAGAUGGAUUCUCCGGGCUGUCUGGGGGUGGAGCCUCCUCCUUUCAGAGACACAGAGAGAGCCACAGCACUCAGGUUAUCCACCAGCUGAGGCUGUCGGAGAACGAGAGCGUGGCCCUGCGGGAGCUCCUGGACUGGAGACGGAGACUCAGCGAGGAGCGGGGGGACUGGCCCCAGAUCCUGCCCCCCGGGGAGCCCCGGGCGCCUCCCCUGCCUCCGUGCAGGAAGCCCGAGGGGGCCCCCUGCCGCAGGCUGCCCCCCGAGUUCUGGGACUCCACCCUGUGA